Messenger RNA from Dermatophagoides farinae (American house dust mite), 1023 nucleotides. RefSeq names its product serine hydrolase BPHL. Gene Ontology annotation, molecular function: serine hydrolase activity. NCBI's taxonomy places the organism in Eukaryota, Metazoa, Arthropoda, Arachnida, Sarcoptiformes, Pyroglyphidae. The record is from RefSeq and is a predicted model, not a curated record.
UGAAUAUCAUUAGUGAUCAUUUAAAGAAUUCACACUAAUUCUUUGAUUAUCUAUCAUCAUAUGAAAUGAAAGUGCAAAAUUUUCUUUUUUUUCUUUUUUUUCGUGUAAAUUGAGACAUUCUCAUCGUAUAAAUAGCAUCGAAUGAAAUGUGCUUUUCAUCACACGGAACGAAAUUCACAGCUAACUAUAAAGACGAUAAUGGUCGAAAUCGAUGGAUUCAAUAUUGCCUAUGAAAAAAUUGGCCAUGGUAUGGAUAUUGUGCUCAUCAUACCUGAAGCAUUGGGAACUGUUCGUAGUCAAUUUCGGCAACAAUUUGAUCCAGAUCAUGAUGGAUGUUUAGAUUUUGAUUGUUUUACAUUUGUUUCGGUCGAUCUACCUGGCUGGGGACAAUCACGUCAACAACAUAAACAACAACAACAACAACAGGAACGUCCUUAUGGACCGAAAAUUCUUGAUGAUGACGCUGUUAGAUGUGAUAAAUUAAUGAAUAAACUUGGUUAUAAUGAAUACUCAAUCUAUGGUUUUGGCAUUGGAGGACAGAUUGCAAUUCUUAUGUCACAAAAAUUUGGUCCACGAAUCAAAUCAAUGAUAUUGCAUGGAACAGCAACGUAUUCGAAUGAAAAAUUCCUGCAAAAUUAUCGAAAAUUACGUGAUACUGAAUGUUGGAACGAUUCGGUUAUGCUUAGCCAAUAUAAACUUGUUUAUAAUGAUGAUAUCGAUCUUAUCGCUUAUCUUUGGAACAAAUAUAUUGAUUUAGCUGUCAAUAAAUUUGGUGAAUAUUAUCCUGAUGGUUUACUAAUGACAAACGCAAUUGCAUCGAAUAAUGAUCGACAUUCAAAAAUUUAUCAUUGUCCAUCAUUGAUUCUAUAUGGUGAUCAAGAUGAUUUCAUUGAUAUGGAACAAAUAACAUAUUUGGCCAAUAAUUUACCAAAUAAUCGAUUGAUAAUAUUUAAAAAAUGUGGCCAUCAUCUUCAUCAAGAGGAUCCGAUUAAAUUUAAAAAUAUUGUGGAAAAAUUUUUAUUG